GGAGACUAGACACAUGGAUCACUUUUACACAACAUAAAGAAGAGAGACAGAGCUAAAAACUCAUCAAGAACACCUCUAGGACCUUAGUUAUCACAGUAAAUACCAGGGAAACAAACAUGGAUGAUUUUACAACUUUGCCUCUGUCCUCUGGCAACCACAGCAGCCGCACCAACAUCACAUGUUCCCGGGAUAAUGUCCUGAAGACGGUGGUUUUCCCCGUUCUUUACUCCUUUCUCUUUUUGAUCGGACUGACUCUUAAUGGGGUGGCAGUGUGGGUGUUUUUCCGCAUCCCAUCCAAGUCUCACUUCAUCAUCUACCUGAAGAAUAUUGUGGUUGCAGAUGUCAUCAUGACCUUCACGUUCCCUUUUAAGGUGUUAUCAGACUCCAACAUCGCCUCCACAGGCCUGCGUAUAUUUGUGUGUCGGGUUUCUUCAGUGCUCUUCUACCUCACCAUGUACAUCAGCAUCCUCUUCUUCGGCCUCAUCAGCAUCGACCGCUGCAGAAAGACUCUGAAGCCCUUCAGGGGGACUAAUGCAGCCCGACUGACUCGUCGAAAAAUCCUCUCAGGAGCCAUCUGGACGUUUCAACUGAUUCUCUGUCUGCCCAACGUGAUCCUCACGAGUAAAACCCCCGAGUCCCCGUAUUUCAAGUGCAGUGACCUGAAGACAAAGGCUGGGCUGUACUGGCAUGAGGUGGUGAAUUAUGUCUGCCAGGUUGUGUUCUGGAGCAACCUGGUGACGGUAGUCGUUUGUUAUACUCUGAUCACUAAGGAGCUGUACAGAUCAUACUCCCGCACUAAAUCCCAGGGCUCUAGAGGGACUGUGUGUAAAGCACCGAGUGGAGGAACGGUCCGAAAGCCAGGACAGGCUAAAAGAAAAAUGAAUGUAAAUGUGUUCCUGGUGCUGGCGGUGUUCUUUGUGUGCUUUGUGCCGUUUCACUUUGCUCGUGUGCCGUACACAAUGAGCCAGACUCGAGUGGUUCUCUUUGACUGCAAACUUAAGCUCUUCUUUUUUCAGCUGAAGGAAAGCACGCUCUUCCUCUCAUCUUCCAACUCUGUUCUGGAUCCUCUGAUCUACUUCUUCCUCUGUAAGUCGUUCAGGACCACUCUGUUCAAGAGCCUGAGACUGCCGGCUGGAACCUGCAGCUGGUUGCUAAAUAGGGGAUCAGAGAAUGACACAGACAGCACCCCUAUGAGAGACUCCUCUGUGCAUGCAUAGGGCAACUGAUGCUGAUAAAGACUUUUUACAGAGUGGUUAAAGACAUGGUAAUCUCAUCUGUAAAUCCGCGUUAGGCCGUUCACAAACAAGUCCCUACACCCUUCUCCCUAUGUACUUCUACUCUUGCGUGGAGGGCCUGCCAUAUGAAGUGCCAACAAAACUUUAUGAGACACCUCUAAAUAAGGAUAAAAUCCCAUUAUCAUACAGAUGUAAAUAAGUCAAAAACACAACAAAACAUUAUAUACAGGAUCUAACUGAUAAGUGCCCGCCUUGAAAACAGUAACUGUGUUUAUUUAAAUAUAGUGUUGCAUAUUUGAAGGGGACAGAAGAAAUCUUGCUUCUUAUAAAGCUUAGAUUGAGAACAAUAACAUCUAAGAAAAAAUAAAUUCAAACUAAAAA
Messenger RNA from Cheilinus undulatus (humphead wrasse), 1616 nucleotides. RefSeq names its product purinergic receptor P2Y12 (gene p2ry12). Bases 117 to 1217 code for a protein of 366 amino acids. NCBI's taxonomy places the organism in Eukaryota, Metazoa, Chordata, Actinopteri, Labriformes, Labridae. The record is from RefSeq and is a predicted model, not a curated record. Gene Ontology annotation, biological process: G protein-coupled receptor signaling pathway. Gene Ontology annotation, molecular function: G protein-coupled purinergic nucleotide receptor activity. Gene Ontology annotation, cellular component: membrane. The transcript is spliced from 3 exons.